Didymodactylos carnosus is the source of this 522-nucleotide messenger RNA. The record is from the annotation of a GenBank genome assembly. Lineage: Eukaryota; Metazoa; Rotifera; Eurotatoria; Philodinida; Philodinidae.
AUGUUAGUUAAUAUUAAUGAUCCUGAUCUGAAAAUGCAACCACAAUGUGUAGAAGUAGUAGCUAAUUGUGAUGAAUUACAAGAACAAUGUGCACAUGUAGCAAAUGAUUGUGAUAGAUCAGACCAACAACGUGAAUGUUUUAUUAAAUCUGUUUCUGUUCAAACUGAUGUUGAAGAUGCUUUUGCUAGAAGUGUGGAUAGUUUAACAGCUGAUGAGACAUUAAUUGAUACUGUUGUCCCUCAAGAUGUUCUAUCUUUAUGGUCGGAUAAAUAUCGACCACGUAAACCUCGAGUAUUUAAUAAAGUUUAUACUGGUUAUGAUUGGAAUCAAAAUAAUAAAAAGCAUUAUGAUAUACAUUCCCCAAUACCAUACGAAGAUGUUGCAUUUAAGAGAGCUCCCAUGAGAAAACCAACCUUCCCGCCAUUAUGCCGGCACAGGAUCGAAUACAAUAAAAUAUCAAGUCGUGAAUCAUCAACGACAAUAACAACAGCCGUAAAAGAUGAUAUCGGGGUGACGGCGUAG